CUGGCGAACAAUAUCACGUACAUUUUUCCCGUUUAAUCCUGUGCGUGCCCAAAGGAGGAAAAAGGGUGUUAAAAUGAAGAAUGGAAAUCUAAUCUUAGCGGAAGCCCUGAAGGAGCAGGGCCUAACUUAUGUCUUUGGCAUUAUGGGACACCCUGUGAUCGACUUAGCUCUAACUAUGCAAGCCGUUGGUAUGCAAUAUCUGGGUUUUAGAAACGAGCAAGCCGCCUGUUACGCCGCGCAAGCUUAUGGAUAUUUAACGAGUAAACCUGCGGUGGUGCUAUGUGUCUGUCCGGGAUUAUUGCAUGUAAUUGGCGGCAUGGCGAACGCACAAGUAAAUUGUUGGCCUGUGCUCGUGUUGGGAGGAUCUUGUCCGGAGGAUCACGAAGGCAUCGGUGGAUUUCAAGAAUGGCCACAGGUCGAGGCAAGUCGACCGUACUGUAAAUACGCAGCAAGGCCCCCGUCAGCUGCACUCAUACCAUUGCACGUUGAAAAGGCCGUACGACUCAGCAUUUAUGGUAGACCAGGUGCUACUUAUCUCGAUUUACCAGCUACAUUACUGAUUCAAAAUGUGGAUGAAGGUAAGAUCGCCAAGGUUUCACCCUGUCCACCGCCACCAAUAUCACAUCCUGAUAUGAAUUUAAUCGAGCGGGCGGCGAAUUUAUUGAUGAAAGCAACGCAACCUUUAGUAAUAAUUGGCAAAGGAACCGCCUAUGGUCGAGCGGAAGAUUCGGUGAGAGAGCUAAUCUAUUCAACAGAUCUACCCUUUUUACCGACGCCAAUGGGAAAAGGUGUUGUACCGGAUACAGAUAAACGUUGCGUCUCCAGCGCACGAACAUACGCCUUGCAACACUCCGAUGUCAUUUUAUUGUUAGGCGCGAGAUUAAAUUGGAUGUUGCACUUUGGACGACCACCCAGAUUUCAGAGCGACAUCAAAGUUAUACAAAUUGAUUUGUGCGCCGAAGAAUUGCACAAUUCCGUGCCGUCCACCGUCGCCAUACAAUCCGACAUUGCGCCUGCAACGAAAUAUCUGACGGAUGCAUUGAAAAGUCGAAAAUGGCAUGUCGACCGAAACAAUUCAUGGUGGAAGGGACUCGAGACAAAAGCCGAUCAAAAUAGGAUGUCAGUUCAUCGAAUGUCGUCAGAUACCAACGUGCCUCUGAAUUAUUAUGCCGUAUUUAGACAUAUUCAAGAUGUUAUACCAAAAGAUUGCAUUAUUUGUUCCGAGGGAGCUAAUACGAUGGAUAUCGGACGAACCAUUCUCUUGAAUGAUCUGCCUCGCCAUAGACUAGAUGCCGGUACGUUCGGCACUAUGGGUGUAGGGCUUGGUUUUGCGAUCGCGGCUGCUCUUUAUUGCAAAGAUAACGCGCCGAAAAAGAGGGUGAUUUGUGUGGAAGGAGACAGCGCCUUUGGAUUCUCUGGCAUGGAGAUCGAAACGAUGUUUCGAUACAAACUACCAAUAAUUAUCAUAAUCGUGAAUAAUAACGGUAUAUACAGUGGUUUCGAUAAAGAAACCUUCAGACAAAUACAAGCAUCCGGAGAUCCUACGCAAGUAACACCUCCAUAUUCUUUAACAUCUGGAACUCAUUAUGAGAAACUUAUGGAAAUGUUUGAUAAGAAAGGAUAUUUUUGUACUACUGUGCAAGACAUUCAGGAAGCAUUAAAAUCAUCUCUCAAGGUGAUGGAUAAUCCUAGUCUAAUAAAUAUUAUGAUUGAUCCACAAGCAGAUCGAAAAAAGCAAGAAUUUAACUGGUUGACUGAAUCAAAAUUAUAAAUGCAUGUGCCAUAAAACAGCAAGAUACUGUCAAAAGUAUCUGCCUUCAAUUCCAGUGUUUCCUUCUUUAAAGAAUAUUUUUUUAUAGGCUUCUAAUUAAUAAAUCAAUGUUUAAUAGAUAAUUAAUAUCAUUGAAAAAAAUAUACGGGUUAUAGAAAUAAUUUUAUAUAUAAUACAUAUUUAUUGCUUCUCAGAAACUUUUAAUUAUUAAUAUAAAAUUACUUUAAAAAAGUUUAUAUACAUUAUUAAAGAAUAAAAAUAUAUGUAUAUUAAACAUAAAAAUAUAUGUAUAUAAAAUA
Molecule: messenger RNA, 2070 nt
Organism: Pogonomyrmex barbatus (red harvester ant)
Lineage: Eukaryota; Metazoa; Arthropoda; Insecta; Hymenoptera; Formicidae
Gene: Hacl
Product: 2-hydroxyacyl-CoA lyase
Biological process (GO): fatty acid alpha-oxidation
Cellular component (GO): peroxisome
Molecular function (GO): magnesium ion binding; catalytic activity; thiamine pyrophosphate binding
Source: RefSeq, a predicted model, not a curated record